AUGUCUCUAGUGGUACUGUCUGCCCAGCGCAGAGACGACCACGGUCAGGAACUUCUGCCAGGCCGCUUGGACGUCUGGCGUGAAGGCCAGAACAAUGUUGUCGGGAUCCACAUGAAGUUUCUCCGAGUGCAGAAUGCUCAGCUCGACGUAGGUGUUCUUGAUGUCAUCCAUAUUCUGCACAGCUCGCUCGAGACCGUUCAGCACGUACUCCAGUACCCCCAGACCAAGACAUACUUCUCCCACUGGCCGGACCUGAGCCCCGGUUCUGCCCCGGUCAGGAAGCAUGGUAAGACCAUCAUGGGAGGCGUCCGUGAAGCCGUGGCCAAGAUCUACGACCUCACCCUCAGCGAGCUGCACGCCUUCCAGCUGCGUAUAGAUCCAGCCAACUUCAAGAUCCUGUCCCACAACAUAUUGGUGGUGCUGGCCAUUUUGUUCCCCGCUGACUUCACUCCAGAGGUUGAUGUGUCCGUGGACAAGUUCCUGGCCGAACUGGCCCUGGCUCUGGCCGAAAAGUACAGAUAA
Salvelinus namaycush (lake trout) is the source of this 522-nucleotide messenger RNA. Its product is annotated as hemoglobin embryonic subunit alpha-like. Lineage: Eukaryota; Metazoa; Chordata; Actinopteri; Salmoniformes; Salmonidae. The transcript has 4 exons. Gene Ontology annotation, biological process: oxygen transport; hydrogen peroxide catabolic process. The coding region runs from base 1 to 522 and encodes 173 amino acids. Gene Ontology annotation, molecular function: organic acid binding; peroxidase activity; oxygen binding. The record is from RefSeq and is a predicted model, not a curated record. Gene Ontology annotation, cellular component: haptoglobin-hemoglobin complex; hemoglobin complex; blood microparticle.